Lycium barbarum (goji berry) is the source of this 2117-nucleotide messenger RNA. RefSeq names its product protein NRT1/ PTR FAMILY 1.2-like. Gene Ontology annotation, molecular function: transmembrane transporter activity. Bases 261 to 1997 code for a protein of 578 amino acids. Lineage: Eukaryota; Viridiplantae; Streptophyta; Magnoliopsida; Solanales; Solanaceae. Gene Ontology annotation, biological process: oligopeptide transport; transmembrane transport. Gene Ontology annotation, cellular component: plasma membrane. The record is from RefSeq and is a predicted model, not a curated record. The transcript is spliced from 4 exons.
UUAAAAUAAAGGAAUCGAUUGAAGCUUUUCAUACUUGAGACAACAUAUAAUAACACAAACUUCCUCCACCUUUUUUUUUUCAAUAUGAAUAUUUAAUUUCAUCAAAUCAAAGAUGGGACAAACAACAUUAAAGUCCAAGCACAAUUUUGUUGCUAGUAGUAGCUUGAUGGAGUAUUUCCUUUAUACACUUUUCUUCUCCUCUUUGGUCAUAUUAAGCCAAAGAGUGAACUGAAGAGGAAAAACACACACAGAUAGCAAAAAUGGGCACAGAAAUAGAAGUUGAAGAGAACCUAAGAAAGGGUGGUCUUAGAACCAUGCCUUUCAUUAUUGUGAAUGAAUCAUUUGAGAGGCUGUCAAGUUAUGGUUUAGAACCAAACAUGAUUAUUUACUUGAUGACAUUUUAUCAUAUGAGUGCUGCCACAGGAAGUAGCAUUCUUGGAAUAUGGACUGCACUUUCAAAUGGUUUGGCAAUUUUAGGAGCCAUUAUUGCUGAUUCUUACUUGGGUAGGUUCAGGGUUGUUGCAAUUGGAUCCUUCUUCAGCCUUACAGGAAUGAUUAUUCUUUGGCUCACUGCCAUGAUUCCACAACUCAAAUCUUCACCCUGCUCUCAGUUCCAACAUGUUUGUAAUGGACCAACAUCUGUUCAACUUGCUGUUCUAUUUUCAUCUUUUGGGUGUAUCUCCCUUGGAGCUGGUUUUAUUAGACCUUGUUCUAUAAUAUUUGGUGCUGAUCAAUUGGACAAAAAAGAGAACCCUGAGAACCAGAGGCUUAUUGAUAGCUAUUUCAACUGGUACUAUGCUAGUAUAGGGAUUUCAAGUAUUCUUGCAGUUACUGCUGUCAUUUAUAUCCAAGAUUGUUAUGGUUGGCAAGUCGGCUUUGGCAUCCCUGUUAUCCUCAUGUUUUUGUCUGUCUUGAUGUUCCUAAUGGGGUCUCCCUUUUAUAUCAAAGUGAAAGCUAAAAAAAGCUUGUUCAUAGGAUUGCUUCAAGCAGUUGUAGCAGCUUUUGGAAAAAGAAAUACCAGUCUUCCAUCAACUAAUUGUGAUGGCUGCUAUCGUCAGCCACAUGAAUCAGAGAUCUUGGCACCGUCAAAUGACUUCAGGUGUUUAAAUAGAUCUUGCAUGAUUCAAGAUCCUCAAAGAGAUCUGAAUCCAGACGGAUCAGCUUCAAAUCCGUGGAGUCUCUGCAGUGUGGAACAGUUAGAAUCAUUGAAGGCUCUUCUCCGAGUACUUCCAAUGUGGUCGACUGGUAUUAUGCUCUUUCUGACCACGCGUCAAUUCUCAUUUUCCGUACUGCAAGCAAAAACCAUGGAUAGACAUAUCUUCCCUCAGUUCGAAGUACCAGCAGCAUCAUUUAGUGUGUUCAUGGUCAUUGCAAUGACAAUCUGGAUUAUCUUCUACGAUCGUGUGUUGAUGCCUUUACUAUCAAAAUAUACUGGACGGCCAAGAGGGCUAAGCCCUGUCAUCCGAAUGGGGUUUGGCUUAAUUGUCUCCUGUAUGUCUAUGGCAUUGUCAGCAAUAACUGAAAGCAUAAGACGACAAAGGGUAACAGAGGAAGGGCAUAAGGACGACCCAAGUGCUUUAGUGAACAUGUCCGCUAUGUGGCUCGUGCCACAGUAUGUCGUACUUGGAGUGGCUCAGGGUGCGCAUUCAGUUGGACAUAUCGAGUUCUUCUACUCUCUGUUACCAAAAAGCAUGUCCAGCAUUGCAUCAGCUAUGUCCACAAUCGGGACUGCUGUGUCAUGUUUGGCUGCAAGUCUUCUGGUGAGUGGGGUAGAUUGGCUUUCAUCAACCGGAGGUAAAACGAGCUGGCUUUCGAGCAACAUCAAUAGAGGUCACCUGGAUUACUAUUUCUGGCUACUUACUUUUUUGAGUUCACUCAACUUCUUAUAUUUUCUAGUCAUCUGCCAGUAUUAUGAACCUGGCAAUGAUGGGAUCAGUAGCUUAUCUCACGAGGUAGAAGGGAAAGAAUGUGAUUAUAGGCUUUUACCUGAAUCUUGAUGAUAUAUUGUGAUGCAUUGUUGAAUAAUGCACCACUAAGAAUGUGAUUAUAGGCUUUUACCUGAAUCUUGAUGAUUUGUUGUACUCCAUUGUUGAAUAAUACACUACUAAGUUAGCCAA